Molecule: messenger RNA, 4141 nt
Organism: Petromyzon marinus (sea lamprey)
Lineage: Eukaryota; Metazoa; Chordata; Hyperoartia; Petromyzontiformes; Petromyzontidae
Source: RefSeq, a predicted model, not a curated record
UUUUAUCAAUUUAUUAUUUUAUUCUCAUUCUACGUGACUUUACCGAAAGAACCAAAGAAGAUGAAUCAUUGCAGUCACGAAAGCUUUAAAUCGAAAUUUAUUAUCAUCCACUCGGGUUUCUCUGGCCUCUGUUGUUUAUGCGAUUUUAAAAAAGGGCCAUUUCUUUUUUUACACUUUUAAGACCACCCCCCCAGCAUUAUUGUACGUACAUAUGUUGAACUCUUUUUGCACCGUACGUAGCCAACCGCGCUAAUCGGAAGUGCGGUUUGUAUGUACGUAUUUUGAACUCCUUUCGUGCUGUACGUAGCCAACCGUGCUAUUUGGGAGGAGCAGGGGAAGGGCAAAACAUUAAACACUGAAAGCAGUUCACAUUUAUAAUUGACAGAUUUUUAUUUUUGGUAAAUUGCGCACCACUGCCAGUGGAGCAUCGCUAAAUUGUUUGUGCUAACAUCGAUUAUCUGUUAUUGCUGCACGGCACUUUGGCUGUGCGUACGAACUAGGAUUUUGAACAAACCCCCAAAAAUAUUCAACAUUCUUUCAUGUGCGACACGGCGAACAAUACGUAAUUUUAAAGCUAGAGUUGUGGCAUUUCAGUUUUAGCAGAAUUUACAAUAUUCAUAAAUAGUGUGCUUUACUUUUCAUGGCAACUAAGGGCUCCAGGAGCUAUUAAAUCCGUCUUCUUCAGUACAAUCUUGGCAAACUUUAGAUUUGCUCUAAACAUCUUUCUCAGAAGUAUGCAGCAUCAAGCCAUUCCUCUUCCGCUGCCUGUUUUUUGCAAUGAAAACAACGCAUCCUAACAUUCGCUCGCUCCGCUUUUGUGUGAAGCAAAAAGCCAGAGGGGGGACGCCUUGAAAUGAAGCAUCGCACAAAGAGUGAAAUAAAAAAACUCCUGCUUUUUUUUUAUAAUAAUUUGAAGCUGCUCGCAGACCUUCUCGCGAUGGACCACAGUAUUUCGACGAAAGGGUUCUUCCACGCUCGCAUGCCCUCUUUGCUGGCCGGCUCCUGGGGAAAGAUGUGCGCUUCGUGAGCUAUCGGUGUGGCAGAGCAUGCGCCGUUGAUCUCACACACCCCGCUAAGACUAUAGAAACUUGAAACAAAACCCGCUUGUUUGAAUUAUGGAACUCUCCAAUUCAUUCACUUGACAAUUUUCCUUCUCAAGUGGACACAGCCGCGCUCCCUUCAGUCGAUCGCUCUCAAGAGGUCAUCGUGAUCUCGGAGGGGUUUGCACGCGGCCAAGCUUGGCCAAGAGCAUCGGCAGCAGUUGCGUCCGACGGCUGGAACGGAGCGUUGAAGCCUUUUCCGAGUAGUCUCGUUGGGCCUGGCAAAGACGUCGCCAGCGGCGGCUUCCAGCUCAAACGAGCCAUCCGCAGCGCCGAUGAGGUUCAAACCGGAGCACCACGUAAGUCCUUUUUCAACAGGAUCUGCUCACACUGGCACUGUAUACCACAGACGUAUUAUCUACAUUAAGUGCAUUACGCAUUCUUUAAAAUUUGAUUGUCAUUUGGAGGGGGGGGGGGGGGGGGCAGGUCAGGGAAAAAAAAAUACUUCUCAUUAUUUAAUUGAUACUUUUAAACUUGUAAUCAGCCGAUAUGUGUUUUGCUUUUUAACAACUGUAGUCGAUAGUCCAAGUACCCAUCCAACCACGGGUGACCUCGACGCCACCGAUGAUUCCACGGUGCCCCAGUCACAUGACGUCACAAGUGACAGAUCCCCGUCACCAACGUGGGGUGGUGACGAGGCCCCCGUUGGCACCACCGCAGACACAGCGUCGCAAACCUCACCGGAGUCUCCCACGGCACAGGGAGGCCCGUUUCCCUCGACCGCUGAGCUAGCUGUUGUGUCGGAGCCUCCCACUGCCGCAGCGCAAGGAGUAGCCACAACACAAGGAGCAGCCACGACACAAGAAGAAGCCACAACACAAGAAGAAGCCACAACACAAGAAGAAGCCACAACACAAGAAGAAGCCACAACACAAGAAGAAGCCACAACACAAGAAGAAGCCACAACACAAGAAGAAGCCACAACACAAGAAGAAGCCACAACACAAGAAGAAGCCACAACACAAGAAGCAACAGCGCAAGAAGCUGUGACCCUCUCAAGUGUGACUGAAGCAAUCCCCGCGACAUCUCCAAGUGCCCCUGAGCACACCGUGCGAAUUGAAGGAACCAUGGCUGAAUAUUCUUCAUCUGCCGAGCCAACAGCAUCCUCACCACCAUCCCCGUCCACGCAGCGCACGGCGACCGCGCCGGACGGCCUUGCUUUUGCUUCCGUGACGCCUUCCGAGGUGGCAACUACCCAUGGCGUGGGAGAUGGUUCAGCCGGUACCACGGCCACUGUGCCCACAUUGACGGAUCUCACAGGGCCGCCCCCACGGUUCAGCGGCACGACAGAGCUCCCGGCUUCCACGGCAGCGUCUGGCAACUCCGCCACCGCCGCCCCCUCCCUCGAUGUCACGACGGAUGCGCCGCCGCUCGGCCACUUCACGGCCUCGGAGCCUCCUCCGAGUCCCAGUGCCCCGUCUCCGUCCACCGCCGUCGCCGCGGCCGUUGAGGUCCUCAAUUACACGGUGACAUCCGCCGCUCCUCCUGGCACCGACGAUGCCACCCGGUCCGAGCUUUCGGCCAGCACCGUAGCCGGGCACGUCACAGAGCCCGUGACGGAGAGGGCGACGGAGAGAAGCACUCUUGUCGGCGGGAUCGUCCCAUUCCGUGACUCUCUUGCGGAGUCCGUCUCGCAAACCACGCUCGUGCCGGUCGCCGAGGUCAUCGUGCCGGCGAGCGCCGCACCGCCAAACCAAAACCUGCAGGCCGUUCCUGCGCCGGGGCAUGCGGCGACGAUGGCGACGACGACGCCGGCUUCCGCGGGGAGCGUCUUUGCUGUCACCGUCUCGGAGUUGCUGGGGUCUGGUCCUGUGUCCUCGUCGGUUAAAGGUCCAAUAAAGUCCAGUAAGUGCGAGGUGUCGGGUGCUUGCACGUGGCUGGCACGUGCGUGCGUGUGUGCACCCCUCGGUGCUCGCAUGAGCUCCUUUCACAAGGUGUGGCCACCUUCAGGGACGGCUCGUAGACUGCCUCUUUUGAGUAUCAAAAGUCCCAUCGCUUUUGUUGUUGCCAUUGUUGUUGCUUCAUACGCAUUAUAAUUCGUGCGGGCUUGCAUCCGGAAGGUUCGUGAGUUUCAAGUCCCCCGGCUGUGGGUCAACUCCUCGGCCCUUUCCUUGCCUCUGCAAGUCAAUAAAAUGAACCCCGGAAAUCAACAAUGGUUGUCCCGUGAAAAGAUUCACUGGCCCCACCCAUGCCAUAGAAACAUGGAAUCUCCACCACCGGCUCAGGAAUGAGAAUGGGAAAAUUAGUACCGCUCCACGCUCAAUUGAGCAGCUUUAUGCGGAAUUCUAUUUGGGACAUUGGCGAAUUAACUUGUGAGCCCAUGUGACAUCGUCAUCAUCAUCCCACAUCUCCGCAAAGUGGUUUGCAUAAUUCGUGCCGGUGACCGGCUGCGGGGGCCCAGCCAAUGGACGCUCGGUGCCUUCGACCGGCCUCUCCGCGUGGCCAUCGGCAGCGCGCUGCUGCCGCGUGCGUCCUCUGUUGCUACACAGCCGCCAUGUGUGUACGUACGUACGCACGCACUGUACGUAUGUUGAACUUCUUUCGCGCCGUACGUAGCCAACCGUGCUAAUCGGAGGUGCGGGGGGAAGGACAACAAACUCGACACUAAAAGCAGUUUGUAAGAAGUGAGUUUUCAACCUAGAUGAUUUGAAAGUGCAUAGCUCCAGUGGCUUCCUACUAUCAGGAAGGGAGAGCGUUCCAGACGGCCGCAGAAACACAGCUGCGUGUGGCUGAUCGCUACGCCUCCUUUCUAGCAGCCCAAAAGGCGUGGGAUUGGGCCGGCUUUUUUUAGAGUGUGUGGCCAUGCAGUCGAAAAUUGGCGUCUCCGGGCUUGGGCUGCUCCACAGAUGACAUUUGAUGUCGCCCCGGCUUUCGGAAUAAUGCUGCCGCGCAAGGGGAUCGGCGGGUCUAUUCAGUGUGUGUGCGCGUGUGCUGCUGGAUUGGUGUUGGUUUUUUUGCACCGUUUUGGCGUUUGUUUGGAUUCAACCGGGCGCUCGUUGCUUCUUGCCCGUUUGAGAUGGAGUGCGGAGAGCGUCCCCCCC